AAGUUAUACAGCAAAUCGCAAAGCUCUUCAGCGGAGAACGCUAAGGCGAGCUCACGGCAACCUGGCCGUUCGUCGACAGUUGACAAUGUCAAUCCUCGACGAUCCCAGGCGGCUGAGGAGCAUCGAAGAUCCCCGGCGGCAUCAGAACCUUCGCAGCUCUGACGAUCCUCGGUUGCGGCAGAACCUUCGCAGCUCUGACGAUCCUCGGCUGCGGCAGAACCUUCAGAAGAAUAUCACCAGAAUUCCAUUCGAUUCCAUGGUAACUUUUUUCUAGCCAGUGUAUCAUGCAUUUUUCUUCCUCUGUUAGAUCUUCCCGUGGCAUUGGUGACUUAAAGAGAUAUACAGUUGGAAAAGCAGUUUUUUCAAGUUAAGAAAACUGAUUUCCUUAAAAAUAAAAGUAUCCACGGCAAUUCUUUGAAACCCUUGAAUGUCCACAAUAUAAACGUUUUCUUCUGGACAUUGCAGCAUGUUAUUUUUGAACAUUGUUUAGUAUUCACACGUUGUAGUCAUCUUGUAGAGUUAGUUCAGUAAGAAGUAAGUAUUUAAAAUGAACAGAUUUAUUCUCACACGCUCAAUAUAUAAGGAAAAACUCCGCCUAUAAGCCCCAUAUAAGUUGUCCCUACUCCUGUAGGCCCUUUUCUUGAUCAUCCCUCUCUCCAUUUGAUUGAGAAAUCGUAAGCGUUCGACUCCCACCUCUUUUUUUUCAUCUGAUCGGAAAAAUCUAUUGGUCAGUUUUUCUUUUUUUCUGGUGUGAGAAGAGAGGGAAAGGAGGAGCUAUCCUGCUAUAUUAUUCUAAGAUAGAAUGCGUGGUGGAAAUUUACAUGUAUGCAACCCACUACUUUUUUUUAAGAAAGGUGUAGUCACGUUUCUCAUGAAAGUGAAAAGAUUGGGAUUUAUAUGGGAAAAAGAAAUAAAAUUUCGAAUCCUCGCAGUAAGGUGCAUCAUUUGCGUGAGAGAAGUGUAUAGGUCAAUAGAAGCUAAUGCUGGUCAAUAUAUCCUUACAAGAUAAUCAAUAAGUUUAGAGGCACGCCUCAUAGGUAACUACGAAGAUGAGAAUUUUCUCUCUUUUCAUAGGAAACCAAAAAUCUCACACAUUUUUACAAUCGAAACUAUAGAUUUCCGCAGACUAAAGUGUGCAGGUGAAUGUGUAUAGAUUACAAAAGAAGUAGCCUCCCCAUUGACUGCGCGCAGAAGAUCCUUGCACCGGUAUACAUAGAUCGAUGACAAUAGGAGGGCCACUGACUGCGCGCACCGGCCCCUUGGCAGGUAUGGACCUUUUUUUUCUAUUUGUCACCAAUGAAUACUUUUUGUCUUAUUGGUCAAAUGUGUGGAGGCGUAUUUUUUUUAGGAUAUGGGAGGAAAAAAUUUUACUGACUCGCCUAGGAUUGGCUAAAAGCACUAAAAGCAAGGGAUGUGUUUUUGAGAAUUCAGGAGGAAAGUUUUCCUCCAAUCAUAUGAUUUUCACAAAAAGUUAAGGAAAGGGAGAGCCGUGCUUUUCUAAAUAAAUACCACGGGUGUUGCUGCAGAGCGUCAGUUCAAGAAUCUUCUCCGAUUUUUCUUAACCCAGUGAAAAUUAGUAACAGACAGGAUGGCUCUUCCAAGGCAAAGUGGUCUGCGUAAUAUGCGGGAGCGCAUAAGGACGCUGAUAUCUAACGCACCAACUCUAAUGAUGAUGUUGGACCACGCAGCAUGGACGCUAGACGCCAUAGACUCAUUGCCACCGAUACCUCCAAUGGCUGCGAUGCAAAAUUUGUAUCCGACAGGCAGUCCUAACCAUCCCGUUUCAAGUGCAAGUCCGAGAAGGGGCUCUCGCUCACGUUCGAGUUCAAGCUCGAGUUCCAGCUCGAGUUCAAGCUCAUCGAGCUCGAGUUCAAACUCGAGUUCAAGUGUAAAGUCGAAGAAACGAGGAUCGAGUAGCACGUUUUGGCCUGAAAAAUCGUUGGUCCGUGCGAGUUUGCCUAAACUAGAGCAAAUGAGCAUCGGCAAGAGCAAGAGCAAGAGCAACAGCAACAGCAACAGUAACGACAGUGGCAGAAAAAGGAAAGCGAAGGAUAAAGCAGAAGGUCAAAUAAAAAAGCCUUGUGAUGAGAUGAAAAAAUCAGAAAAGCCUUCAACGCAUUCUAAUACGGAAGUCAAGAAAGACGUUAGAGUUCCUCUUUCGAUUUCCUCGCUGUUCAAUGCAGAUGUAAAAGCGCCUCUUCAUGAUAAUAAGGAUCAUGCCCAUUCGUCAAAGCGAGGCUUGCUGAGGCUGGAUCGCAGCAAGGGGAAGGAAAAUGCACCUGCUCCACCGAAGGCAGCAGCAACGGCAUCUCGAGGGAAAGUAGCACCGUCAUCAUUGCACAAAACAGAGGCAGGUCCAUCCCAACCCAAAAUCCCGCCACGCAUAAUAGAGGACAUCACGUUCCUCGAUUAGCAAUUUAUAAUAAUAUAAAAUUCUCAAGU
Nasonia vitripennis (jewel wasp) is the source of this 2442-nucleotide messenger RNA. Its product is annotated as suppressor protein SRP40-like. Lineage: Eukaryota; Metazoa; Arthropoda; Insecta; Hymenoptera; Pteromalidae. The record is from RefSeq and is a predicted model, not a curated record. Bases 1589 to 2413 code for a protein of 274 amino acids. The transcript is spliced from 4 exons.